AUGAGUAAUAUUCCACCACAAGCAAUCAACGAUAUUGUCAAUGUUCUCAAUCCACAACAACAACACCUUUUCAAUGCAUUCAUGAAUAAUAACAACAAUGUUAAUAGAAAUAUGCAAAUGGGUAUGAAUCCAGCAGUUGUUGCAAAUCCAAUGCCAAAUAACAUGAACAAUAUGGCAAACAACCAACAACUCUUCAACACGUUCAGGGCUCUUCAACAACCUAUGAAUCAAAAUAAUAAUAAUAACUUGAUGAACGGACAAACACCUCUCAACAAUGCCAAUGGCCAAGCUAUGAAUAUGAAUAUGAACAUGAACGUACAAAACAAUAAUAUACCAAUGCAAAACAUGAACAAUAAUAAUGACCCUAGUAACUAUUUAUUACAAUUCCUACAACAACAACUAACCACCCCAAACAACAAUAAUAAUCUAAGAAAUCCUGGAAAGCAAGUAAUGCCAAAUAAUACAACCAUUGUGCAACAAACUAAUGGUAAUGGUAUGAUUAGCAACGAACAACAAAUGAUGGGAGGUUUUACCAAUGGUAUGGAUGCCAACACGAUGAAUAUUAAUAACAUGAAUAUGACAAACAUGGCCAAUAUGAAUAUGUCCAAUGUAAAUGCUAUGAAUAACAUGAAUAAUAUGACAAACAUGGGAAAUCCAUCAACUCCUAUGAGUCAAAUGACUGGUGGUACUGUUCCAAAUACAAUUACCAUGUCAGCACAGCAACGAUCAACUACACCUCUUAGUAAUAAUAGUGGAGGAGUUUUGUCAUCAAAUACCAAUACAACAACAAAUACACAAUCAGGUAUGUCUGCCAACGGAAUGAGAAGAUUCUCUGUUGAGCAAAUCAAAUUGGUACAACAAUUGAUUGAGCAAUGCCUAAAGCUUUAUCUUUCAAAAGAAGAGACAAUGGAUUUUUUAUGUAAGAAAUACGAGAAUAUUGAACGAGCCUUUAUUAACUUGAUGUGGUGCAAAUUAGAACAACAAAAUCCUGAAUUUUUCAAAGCUUACAAUACUAGGUUAUUGAUCAAGGAACAAAUUUCACAAUUCAAUCAACUGGUUAAAGAACAAGCAAGCAUGAUGCAACAACAAGGUUUACUUGUUCAAAAUAACACUGUUAAUCAAAUGCCAUCCACACCAACAGGUGGUUCAAUGAUUAGUGUACAACAACCAAUGGGAGGUAUUGGCAUUAUGUCUGGAAAUAUUCAAUCACCUUACAAUUCUGCAUCUUCACCAGUUACCAGUCAAAAUGCAUUCACAAUGAUUCCAAAUCAACCAAAUACCAUUCAAGUCAAUAAUGGUAUGAGUACAAACAAUGGAGCAUUUGUGUAUCCAGGCGUUAAUGGCGCUGGUAAUUUUGGUAUUAACCUUCAAAAUGCAGCAGUACUUGGAAUCAAUAAUUUUCAACAAACCAAUAAUGGUAUGAUUCCACAAAAUAUGAAUAAUAAUGCAGUGUUGAAUUUUGCUCAACAACAACAAAACAUGUACAGACAACAACAACAACAACCAACAAACCCACAACAAACAAACUUUAACAGUACUAAUACACUCUCUCCACAAAAGCAACAACAAAUGAAUGUUAAUCUUGGACUUGGAAAUGAAACUGAUUCAAACUCCAAUAUGCCUAACAUGUUUAACACUAAUGGACCUGCUGGAACUGAAAUUUCUCAAAUGAUAACUCAUUUGCUGAGUUCUCCAGCACCAGUUUCCACAACCACCCCUCAAGCCAAACAAACCAUUCAAAAUUUCCUGAAAUCCCCUCUAGUUAAAGUUGGUAGAGAUGUGGAAGAAAAGUUACGAUCUUUAUUGAACGAUGAGCAAUCAACCACAUCAAAUAGUAUGAACGUUAAUAAUACUGACAUGAAUAGACAAAUCUCAAAUAGUACUCCAGUUACCAAUAAUUCAGCAACAGGAACUUCAACACCAACAAUUCUCGAUUCCAAUACACCAAGUGUUACAAAUAGUAACAGCAAUACCCAAAACCAAUUAUCAGAAACUCCAAAUAUUGAUAAUGUUUUCGAGUUCCCAGAUUCUGAUAGAGACGUUUUUGGCGCCACCGAAUUUGAUGAUGACUUUUUCCAUCACGAUGAAUAAACCUCAAUAUGUAC
Molecule: messenger RNA, 2105 nt
Organism: Naegleria gruberi
Lineage: Eukaryota; Heterolobosea; Eutetramitea; Acrasida; Naegleriidae
Exons: 2
Coding region: 1-2091 (696 amino acids)
Source: RefSeq, a predicted model, not a curated record